Molecule: messenger RNA, 2723 nt
Organism: Callithrix jacchus (white-tufted-ear marmoset)
Lineage: Eukaryota; Metazoa; Chordata; Mammalia; Primates; Cebidae
Gene: WBP11
Product: WW domain binding protein 11
Biological process (GO): RNA processing
Cellular component (GO): spliceosomal complex
Source: RefSeq, a predicted model, not a curated record
GAAGGCUGGACGGAGGAAUGGGAAAUGACGUAAGGAUUGCGGAGGGGCGCGAGGUUUCAAGAUGGCGGUAGCUGAGGUGUUGACCGAGGGGCUGAGUUGAAGGCCCUUACCGGUAAAAGAGGCCGGGAAUCGCUCCCUCCCCGCUUCUCGCAGUCCUGGGAGCACAGCGGAAGUGUUUUUCUUUUUUAAUGAACAAGUAAACCAUAUAGAUUGUCAACAUGGGACGGAGAUCUACGUCAUCCACCAAGAGUGGAAAAUUUAUGAACCCCACAGACCAAGCCCGAAAGGAAGCCCGGAAGAGAGAAUUAAAGAAGAACAAAAAACAGCGCAUGAUGGUUCGAGCUGCCGUUUUAAAGAUGAAGGAUCCAAAACAGAUUAUCCGAGACAUGGAGAAAUUGGAUGAAAUGGAGUUUAACCCAGUGCAACAGCCACAAUUAAAUGAGAAAGUACUGAAAGAUAAGCGUAAAAAGCUGCGUGAAACCUUUGAACGUAUUCUGCGACUCUAUGAAAAAGAGAAUCCAGAUAUUUACAAAGAAUUGAGAAAGCUAGAAGUAGAGUAUGAGCAGAAGAGGGCUCAACUUAGCCAAUAUUUUGAUGCUGUCAAGAAUGCUCAGCAUGUGGAAGUGGAGAGUAUUCCUUUGCCAGAUAUGCCACAUGCUCCUUCCAACAUUUUGAUCCAGGACAUUCCACUUCCUGGUGCCCAGCCACCCUCCAUCCUAAAGAAAACCUCAGCCUACGGACCUCCAACUCGGGCAGUUUCCAUCCUUCCUCUUCUUGGACAUGGUGUUCCACGUUUACCCCCUGGCAGAAAACCUCCUGGCCCUCCUCCUGGUCCACCUCCUCCUCAAGUCGUGCAGAUGUAUGGCCGUAAAGUUGGUUUUGCCCUCGAUCUUCCCCCUCGUAGGCGAGAUGAAGACAUGUUAUAUAGUCCUGAACUUGCCCAGCGAGGUCAUGAUGAUGAUAUUUCUAGCACCAGUGAAGAUGAUGGCUAUCCUGAGGACAUGGAUCAAGAUAAGCAUGAUGACAGUACUGAUGACAGUGACACUGACAAAUCAGAUGGAGAAAGUGAGGGGGAUGAAUUUGUGCACCGUGAUGACGGGGAGAGAGACAACAAUGAAGAAAAGAAGUCAGGUCUGAGUGUACGGUUUGCAGAUAUGCCUGGAAAAUCAAGGAAGAAAAAGAAAAAUAUGAAGGAACUGACUCCUCUUCAAGCCAUGAUGCUUCGUAUGGCAGGUCAAGAAAUCCCUGAGGAGGGACGGGAGGUAGAGGAAUUUUCAGAAGAUGAUGAUGAAGAUGAUUCUGAUGACUCUGAAGCAGAAAAGCAAUCACAGAAACAACAUAAAGAGGAAUCCCAUUCCGAUGGCACAUCCACUGCUUCUUCACAGCAGCAGGCUCCCCCGCAGUCUGUUCCUCCUUCUCAGAUACAAGCACCUCCCAUGCCAGGACCACCACCUCUUGGACCACCACCUGCUCCACCAUUACGGCCUCCUGGGCCACCUACGGGCCUUCCUCCUGGUCCACCUCCUGGAGCUCCUCCAUUCCUUAGACCACCUGGAAUGCCAGGACUCCGAGGGCCUUUACCCCGACUUUUACCUCCAGGACCACCACCAGGCCGACCCCCUGGCCCUCCCCCAGGUCCACCUCCAGGUCUGCCUCCUGGUCCUCCUCCUCGGGGACCUCCACCAAGGCUACCUCCCCCUGCACCUCCAGGUAUUCCUCCACCUCGUCCUGGCAUGAUGCGCCCACCUUUGGUGCCUCCCCUUGGACCUGCUCCCCCUGGGCUUUUCCCACCAGCUCCCUUGCCGAACCCUGGGGUUUUAAGUGCCCCACCCAACUUGAUUCAGCGACCCAAGGCGGAUGAUACGAGUGCAGCCACCAUUGAGAAGAAAGCCACAGCAACCAUCAGUGCCAAGCCACAGAUCACUAAUCCCAAGGCAGAGAUUACUCGAUUUGUGCCCACUGCACUGAGAGUACGUCGGGAGAAUAAAGGAGCUACUGCUGCUCCCCAAAGAAAGUCAGAGGAUGAUUCUGCUGCGCCUCUUGCCAAGGCAGCACCCAAAUCUGGUCCUUCUGUUCCUGUCUCAGUACAAACUAAGGAUGAUGUCUAUGAGGCUUUCAUGAAGGAGAUGGAAGGGCUACUGUGACAGCUUUUGAUGCCAGAACAGGCUUCUGUUCAUAACAGUGGCCCAUGGAGAAAGAGGCUCUUAUUAAACUUAGAUGAAAGAGCUGCUUCCAUUGUCAGGGUAUUUUCUAAUUUCAGUUCAAGGAAUAUCCUAAAAUUUAGCCUUGUCCAGAAUUUACUGCACAUAAAAGAGAGUAUUUCAUUCAGAAUACAUCAGUUAUUGAAGCAGUGCUGCUAACAUCUUUCCCUUUCACACCACUGUUUUCAUCCUGUUUCUUCACCAGUUCUUUGGAAAUUUGUGAUCAGAGGGAUCCUUGUUGCUUAUUUUGUUUUGACUCUCUUCUUGUGUGCUGUAGGCACUGGAGUAGAGAUUUCUGACAAAAACAGUUUAUUUCAUCUUGCCUUUUCUGUUUAUUUUUAAUAUUUUCCUGUAAAUAUUUUGUAAUAUUUUACUUGUAAUGAAAUGGAUCACAGUGUCAUUUCCUAAGACAAGGCAGGAUAUGUGGGAAGAAAAUGUACAAUUCUUUGAUUAAAAUUAUUUCCCACUGACCUAAAGUUUGAGUGAUUCGUGGGAAAAAUAAAUAAAUGUUCUACACCAAGA